This is a messenger RNA of Sporothrix brasiliensis 5110, 1047 nucleotides long. RefSeq names its product alcohol dehydrogenase. Gene Ontology annotation, molecular function: zinc ion binding; oxidoreductase activity. Bases 1 to 1047 code for a protein of 348 amino acids. Lineage: Eukaryota; Fungi; Ascomycota; Sordariomycetes; Ophiostomatales; Ophiostomataceae. The record is from RefSeq and is a predicted model, not a curated record. The transcript has a single exon.
AUGAAGGGCCUCGUUUACAAGGGCAAGGGCACCGUCAGGCUCGAGGAGGUGCCGGCACCGCAGCUGGUCAACGCCGGCGAUGCUAUUAUCAAGAUGAAAUGGUCAACCAUCUGCGGCACCGACUUGCACAUUCGGCACGGCAACGUUGCGUCCGUGCCUGUCGGCCAGAUCCUUGGCCACGAGGGUGUUGGGAUCGUGGCAGAGGCCGGCCCGUCGGUCAAGAAGUUCAAGAAGGGGGACCGUGUGCUGAUCCCGGCCAUUACGUCGUGCGCGUCCUGCGACUACUGCCGCCGCGGCAUGCACUCGCACUGCCACGGGGGCGGCUGGAUCCUCGGCAACACCACGGGCGGCACCCAGGCCGAGUACGUGCGCAUCCCCCACGCCGACUCGUCGCUGUACGCCCUGCCCGCGGGCGUCGACGAGUCCACGCUGGUCAUGCUCAGCGACAUCUUCCCGACGGGCUUUGAGUGUGGUGUGCAGAACGGCAAAGUGGCGCCGGGCAGCGUGGUCGCCAUUGUCGGCGCCGGCCCCGUCGGUCUGGCCGCCCUCAUCACGUCGCAGCUCUACUCGCCCGCCCAGAUCAUCAUGGUCGACUUUGACGACAACCGCCUCGCCGUGUCGCUGGGCCUCGGCGCCACCCACACCGUCAACAACGGCCGCGGCAUGCAGGCGGCCGUCGACGAGAUCAUGGCGCUCACCGGCGGCGUGGGCUGCGACGCGGUCCUCGAGGCCGUCGGCGUGCCCGCCAGCUUCGAGCUGUGCCAGCGCAUCCUGGCGCCGGGCGGCACGCUGGCCAACAUUGGCGUGCACGGGUCGAGCGCGCCGCUGCUGCUCGACCAGCUGUGGGACCGCAACAUAAGCAUCACCACGCGCCUGGUCGACACGGUGACGCUGCCGAUGCUCCUCAAGCUUGUGGCCGCCAAGCGCAUCGACCCGUCCCUGCUGAUUACGCAUCGUUUCAAGUUUGCCGACAUGGAGAAGGCGUAUGAGACGUUCGGUGCGGCCGCCAAACACAAGGCGCUCAAGGUGCUGAUCGAGUACGAUUAG